UUUCAUUUUGUCAUCUGUCAUUUUGUCAUCAUUCGUCGAAAAAUCUAAAAAUAAUAAGAGUUACUGUAAGAUUUGACGAUUUUUAAGAUAUCACCGAUAAAUAUACAAGUUAAGCACCAUGUCGGAUAUAAAAAUAGUCGCAGUGAGCAUCGUAAACUUUUUAAAAAAGCAAUUAGAGGGUGACUCUCUUAGCGUGGAUUCACGCGAGAGCGUCGAGGUCGGCGUGCAGUGUAUUGAGACCGCUUUCGAACUAGGACCUGAAGAUGCAGCAAGAAGCGUUGACUUACUGCAGUUAGUGCGGCAGUCGCUCAACACGAAUCCCCAGUCGGCCCGAGCUGAAGCAGAGCGUCUUAAGAAUGAAGGCAACGAGUUCAUGAAGAGCGAUCGCCAUAAGGAGGCUCUCGAGAAAUAUACCCGCGCCAUAGAAUUAGACUAUUCCAAUCCCGUCUACUUCUGUAAUCGCGCUGCCGUCCAUUUCAAGCUAGGCGAGCACGAAGCGGCCGUAGCCGACUGCACUGCGGCAUUGGGGCUACAACCUGACUACGCCAAAGCUCACAGCCGCCUCGGACUGGCGCUAACCGCACUAGAACGCCAUCGUGAAGCUCGUGCGGCCUACGCGCGCGCUCUGCAGCUCGAGCCAGACAACGAGACGUACCGCCAGAACCUGGCACUGACCGACGAGCAGCUGGCACAGCGCGGCGAACGCGCCCAGCUAGACCUGGGCGGUCUGUUGCAAAACCCCGCCCUACUCACUAUGGCCACAGAGAUGCUUUCUGACCCUAAUAUGCAAAACUUAAUCUCUGGACUUAUGACUACUGGUGGUGGUGUGGCCAACGGCGUCCCGGGAGCAGGCCCAGGGGGUAUGAACGCGCUGCUGGAGGCGGGGCAAGUUCUCGCACAACACAUGCAGUCUGCCAAUCCUGAGCUGGUCGAGCAGCUGAGACGUCAGGUGCGCCCCCCCGGCCCUAACCCUCCGCAACAAUGAACUGGUAUCACAGCCUUAUCUGGGAAGAUUGCUUAAUCUUUUAAGGUGUAAUAUAAUUUUAUUUUAUUCUUCCCUAGGUACUGUUUUACUGACUGGUAGUGGGAAUUACAAUCCUCUCUUUACCCACUGAAUGGAGCAAGUGUAUUUACUAUAAGUCUGUUUCUGUUAAGCCACAUAGCCACACAUAGGUACCCAAGCUUCAUUAAAAUUGUUUGUUUAACAUCCUAUGCCAGUCACUAUUAUAAUGUAUAUAUCUAAAGAAGUGAGCCCCAGCCAUGUGCGUAGAAGUAUAGAUAUUUGCUUUUAAUUUCUUCCUUUAUGAUUUGAUCAACCUCUGGGGGUACUAGGUAGCACUAUAUGCAUUUAUUUGUUAACAUAUAUUUUGUACCUUUACCUAAGUACUGUUAUUCACUAGAUAGACAUAAAUUGUAAAAAGUGGACUCCAGUGCGGAGUGUUAAUGCAUGGAAAUCAUGCUCGGAUGGCACAUGUGAUGUAAAAUAUAUUUAAAUAAUGUUAAUUGAGAAAGAAACUUCUGUAGAAGUUGAUCUCUCCUUAACCCAAAUUAUUAAUAGCUAAGGUUUCAAUGAUUGGUAUUGUUAAUAAAUUUAUUUAAACAUAA
This is a messenger RNA of Trichoplusia ni (cabbage looper), 1605 nucleotides long. Its product is annotated as small glutamine-rich tetratricopeptide repeat-containing protein alpha-like. Gene Ontology annotation, cellular component: membrane; TRC complex. Gene Ontology annotation, biological process: post-translational protein targeting to endoplasmic reticulum membrane. NCBI's taxonomy places the organism in Eukaryota, Metazoa, Arthropoda, Insecta, Lepidoptera, Noctuidae. The coding region runs from base 119 to 985 and encodes 288 amino acids. Gene Ontology annotation, molecular function: protein binding; molecular adaptor activity. The transcript has a single exon. The record is from RefSeq and is a predicted model, not a curated record.